Pseudogymnoascus destructans is the source of this 3106-nucleotide messenger RNA. RefSeq lists its product as uncharacterized. Bases 395 to 2464 code for a protein of 689 amino acids. NCBI's taxonomy places the organism in Eukaryota, Fungi, Ascomycota, Leotiomycetes, Thelebolales, Thelebolaceae. The transcript is spliced from 2 exons. The record is from RefSeq and is a predicted model, not a curated record. Gene Ontology annotation, molecular function: protein binding.
CCAACUCACCGACGCAUCAACUGUUUAUACAUUCAUUCUUUCCAUUCUUUCCAACUCACCGACCCAUCAACUGUUUAUACAUUCAUUCUUUCCAACUCACCGACCCAUCAAACUGUUUAUACACUACACCGUCUACCUCUUUGAUUAGAGGAUGCACUCUUGUUGAUCGAUUACUUCUCGUCGCCGGCUCGUCGCUCAUUUAUUGGUUUGUUACUUACGGCGAAAGGGGAACUAUUCACCCGACUACUACUACGUUCUGUGAACAGACACAAGUGUUCUUCCAUCUUCACCACUUCGCGGCGCUCCUUAUUCAAAAAGAGAAGAACCCCACAAACCGUGUCCUGCGGACCGAACAAUCAUCACAACCCAGGACCACAUCCGAACAAUCAUCACAAUGGUCCACCAACACCACCGUCACCUCCACGGCGCCCGCGACUUCAGGGACUUCUUCGACGACCUAGGCAACGCCGUCGGCCUCGGCAACCAAGCCACGGCCGCAAAGCGUGAAGGCAGCACCCGCUACGUCUACGUUACCCAGUCCCCAACCUUCACCGACCCAAUCGCCGGCUACUCGACCUCCCUACCCGGCGGCGGCGACCCAACACCCACCACCCCCGUCCUCCUCGACUCGCCCACGCCGAAGCCGACUCCCAAAUCCACCGCUCACACCAAGGCAUCCACAACCGCCCAGAAGCCAAAGACGACGCCCACACCGACCUCCUUAUCGGGACUCCCCGAAUCAAUCGUCCCCAGCUCCACCGUUAACACCAACUCGGUAGUCCUGAUCGCCUCCCAAACAGAAGCGACAUCCGAAACCCCAACCCCAACCUCCUCCCCCUCCUCCACCCCCUCCGUCAUCCCCUCCACCGCCCCAAGCGGCAUGACCGGCGGCGCCAAAGCUGGGUUGGCUAUCGGAAUCAUCGUCGUGAUCGCCUCCAUCCUCUCCCUGAUAUUCUUCUGUCUCCGCCGGCGCAAGAAGGCCGAGGAGCGCGAACGCAUGGAUGACGAGAAAUUCACUAACGUCCCACCGCCCUCCGCUGCCGCCGCUGCUGGUGGUCCUGCCAGUAUGCGCGGCCUCAAGCGCCUGUCGACCGCGCCGCGCCUUGACGUCCGUCCUACGACUGCAUUCUUCAUGCCCAACCGCGCCAGCCAGGUGCAGAACCCCAACGCCGCUGGGAGUGGUAUUCAAAUGACCUCGCAAAACCGCGGCAUGGAGCAGAACCGCGCUAACCCCUUCGGCAACCACGCUGAAUCCAUCGAUCCCGUCAACGCCGGUGGUCCCUCCGUCGUCGACGGCGUGUCCGCUGCUGGUGUCGUCGCCGGCGCAGCUCCUGUUCGCAGCACCUCGCGCGGGGCGCAGAAUAAGUACAAUGGUAACAAGAAUGCGCAAUCCCCAUUCAGUGAUGCGGCCAGGACGGAUGGGAAUAGAGCCACGAACACGAGUCAGCAGAUGCACAACACCGGCGUGAUGCCGCAGCCGUUGGCGGGUGUGAUUGAGGAGUCCAGCAGUGGUCCGGCGUCGCCGGUUUCGCCGGCUGCUGCGGCGGCGGUGGUUGGUGCGGGUGGUGCGGCGAGUAAUGCGAAUUUGUAUCGUGUGCAUCUUGAUUUCUCGCCUUCGAUGCCGGAUGAGUUGAAGGUUAGGGCGGGCGAGAUUGUGAAGUUGUUGAAGGAGUUUGAUGAUGGAUGGUGCAUGUGCAUCAAAGAAGACGGCUCCUCCGAGGGCGUCCUCCCCCGAACCUGCAUCUCCAACUCCCCCAUCGCCGCCCGCCGCUCCCCCUCCAACAAGUCCAACAAACCCGUCCCCGGCCCCUUCCAGAACGAUCAGCGCCGCCACUCUCCCACCGGAUCCAACGCCCCUCUCUAUCCUUCCUACCAAAACCAAGGCCCCAUCCAGAACCAGCAGCAACAGCAAGGCCCGAACCAAGGCAUGAACCAGAACCGCGCCGGUCCACCAAUGAACGGAAAUGGACGUGGCCCGCAGUAUCGCCCUCAACAAGGCCCGAAUGGUCAGGGAAGACCACAGCAGGGACGUCCUCAGGGUCCGAAUCAGGGGGGGAGACCGAUGUCUCCGGCUAUGUCAGCCAACGGACGUAACUCACCUGGUCCUGGGAAUUACGGGCCAGGUCCACAAUACCGGCCCCAACAAGGCCCGGGACCGAUGUCGCCUGGUAUGAACCGUGGUCCUCCACAACAAUCUCAGCAAGCGCAGCAGCAACAGCAGGGACCGUCCAGCCCGCCUCCACAUGCUAUCUCUUCGCCUUCUUCGUCUGCGGCGACGGUGGGGAGUUCGAGUCCAGUAGCUGCGGCGGUGCCACUACCGAGUAGCCCCGCCCUCUCGCAAGAGGGCAGUGGGUUCAGCAUUCCGGAGGUUACUAUUACUGCGCCGACAGGACCUGCGGCUCCGGCGGUGGUCGUGGAGAGGAAACCGGUUGGUGUGGGGAGGAAACCUGUUCCAGGGAACUAGAGGGGUGAUGUGAUGAGUUGAGAUGGUGGUGAUUGAUGGAUGAGAUGAGUGGGAGUUUGUGGAUGGAUGAGGUGGUGGGAUGGUGUAUGGUGUUUUUUUACUCAACUCUCGUCGGCUACUAUCUGUGUGGCUGGCUGACGUUCUUCUCUACUCCUUUUUUGUUGUUCCCCCGACACAACCUUUUUUUUUUUUUUUUUUUUUUUUUUUUACUUUGUUUCCAACCAUUAUGAAUGGCUUUCUUCGCGCAUUUUGUCGCUCCUAUUUUUUUUUCUUCGGAGAUGAUGAUGUUUGUUGUUCGAUUCUUGGGGGGUGAUGGAUGUUUAAUGUCUUUGUAUCUCGGAUGAGUGAAGGGGGGAGGUACUAUUUUACUUAUUCUUUGUGGGGGAGAUGCGAUGGGAUCUUGUCGUGGUGUCUACAUGCCGCUAUAUGUCUUAUCGUAUCUCUGAGAGAGGCUGGGGACCUUAGUUUUUUUUUCGUUCUUGAGGUUGGCAUGGGGUUGGCUUUUAUUUGCUGUGUGGGGGAAGGGGGAGAAAAGGGGGAGAAGGAGAAGAGAGAAGAGGAGAGAAGUGAAAAGGGGGUGAUAGGGGAGAGAUAGGAGAUAGGAGAAGUAGGAGAGAAGGAAAGAAGUCUUGUCGAUUACCC